Messenger RNA from Dendrobium catenatum, 1260 nucleotides. Its product is annotated as probable serine acetyltransferase 2. The transcript has 8 exons. Gene Ontology annotation, cellular component: cytosol; cytoplasm. The record is from RefSeq and is a predicted model, not a curated record. Gene Ontology annotation, molecular function: L-serine O-acetyltransferase activity. The coding region runs from base 305 to 1138 and encodes 277 amino acids. Lineage: Eukaryota; Viridiplantae; Streptophyta; Magnoliopsida; Asparagales; Orchidaceae.
GUCCAGACGACGAGCGUUUUGGUGCUGCGACGAUCUCCUUUAGCUCUCUAUCUCUCUAGCUCUUCAGUUCUUUUCGUCAAUUGAAAUCCUACUCUUCUCCUUCCCAAAACCCUAGAAAUUUAAGAACGAUGAGCAAUAGUUUGUACUUGUGCCGUGUGAUUCAAUCUUGAUUCUCUUGGUCAUCCAAAUUCCUUACAGACGUUACUUAUAUUCUUCAAGGUUUCAAGUGCGAGGGAACAGAAUCGAGCCUUAGGGUUCUUCCUCUUUCUCUUCUUCUCUUCUUGCUCUUGUAUUCUCAUAUUAAAUGGCAACUUUGAACAUCGACUCCUUGGGGAAUUCAGAUGAUGUUGUGAUGCCUGGCCGAGACCCCAUUUGGGAUUCCAUUACAGCGGAAGCCAUGUUGGAGGCUGAGAAAGAACCGAUAUUGAGUAGCUUUCUGUAUGCUAGUAUUCUGUCUCAUGACUGCUUAGAGCGAGCGUUGGGUUUUGUACUUGCUAAUAGGCUCCAUGACUCAACGCUGCUGGAAACGCAACUUAUGGACAUUUUCAACUAUGCUAUGAUGAAUGAUAGUGGUUUUCAGCAUGCAGUACGCCAAGAUAUUCAGGCCUUCAAAGAUCGAGAUCCUGCCUGUGCAUCAUACAGUUGGGCUUUAUUGUACCUUAAGGGAUACCAUUCUUUGGAAUCAUACCGUGUAGCCCAUGCGUUAUGGAAUCAAGGACAAAAAGUUCUAGCACUGACACUGCAAAGUAGAAUUAAUGAGGUUUGGGCUGUGGACAUACACCCAGCUGCAAAAAUUGGAGAGGGAGUUCUUUUGGAUCAUGGAACUGGUUUAGUUAUUGGUGAAACUGCUGUUGUGGAGAACAACGUUUGUUUAAUGCAGGGUGUUACAUUAGGAGGAACAGGUAAGCAGACUGGAUCUAGACAUCCUAAAGUCGGACAAGGUGCUCAUAUUGGAGCUGGGGCCAUAAUCCUUGGAAAUAUAACAGUUGGUGAAGGAGCUAUUGUUGCUGCUGGCUCACUUGUUUUAAAGGAUGUGCCUCCUUUUAGCAUGGUAGAAGGAAAUCCAGCGAAGAUAGUUGGAAAUCUAGAAGAUGAUGAUCCUUCUACAACUAUGAAGCAUGGUCAGACUAAAUUCUAGUUUUAGUACAAAUUUCAUUUAAUUUUUAGAUUGUAUUCAUUGCUACCUGAAGGUUUUGAAAACCACCUUAAUAUUUGUAAAACCUAAACACUGGGUACACUUUUAAUCUAGAAUGCCUAUAU